This is a messenger RNA of Cyprinodon variegatus (sheepshead minnow), 1850 nucleotides long. Its product is annotated as keratin, type I cytoskeletal 18-like. The coding region runs from base 96 to 1376 and encodes 426 amino acids. NCBI's taxonomy places the organism in Eukaryota, Metazoa, Chordata, Actinopteri, Cyprinodontiformes, Cyprinodontidae. The record is from RefSeq and is a predicted model, not a curated record. Gene Ontology annotation, molecular function: structural molecule activity. The transcript is spliced from 10 exons.
UAGAGUCACCUGUGGCUGGUAUCAGCAACACAGAGCCUUCUGCCUUCUUCUGGGAAACAUCUUAACUCCAUCUGAACUGAAAACUGCUGCUCAUCAUGGCCUCUAGCAUGUCUGUGAGAAGCUUCUCCAUGAACCGCCCCUCGUUUUCCAGUCGUUCCCUGAUGGACACAGGCCGGUCUCGGUCCAGGGCCUCUGUUUCUUUCGCUGCGGCCAGCCCACUGACCCGUUCAGCCUCCAUCAGCCAGGAUCUCAACGGACCAGUGAGCCUCCAGCUAAACGGACUGCAUGGCAACAGCACCAAUGAGAAGGAGGCCAUGCAGAGUCUCAACAGCCGUCUGGCCAACUACCUGGAUAAGGUGCGUUCACUGGAGCGCUCCAACGCUGACCUGGAGAUGAAGAUCAAGCAGCUGAUGAUUGAGCGCAUUCCCAAAGGUCAUGAUCUGGAUUCAAUGAUGGCCCAGGCUCAUGCUGUUGAGCAAGAGGUGAGGAAGAAGACCUUGGAAAACGCUCGUCUCAUGUUAGAGAUCGAUAAUGCUAAACUGGCCGCUGAUGACUUCAGAAUCAAGUGGGAAACUGAAUUGGUGAUGUGUCAAUCUGUGGAAAGAGACUGUGUCGCCCUGAAAAAAGCUAAGACCGACCAUGAGCAGAUCAUUGCUUCACUGAGAGGAGACUUGGACAGCCUCAAAGAGGAGCUUUAUUUCCUCAAGAAAAACCAUGAGGAGGAACUCGAGCAGAUGAGGUCUCGCAUUGCCAGGGAUGAAGUUAAUGUGGAGGUGGACUCCGCCAGUGGGCCAGAGCUAGGUUCCAUCCUGUCUGACCUGCGCUCCCAGUAUGAGGGAAUUGUUAAGAAAAACAAGGAACAGGCAGAGCAAUGGUACCGUAAGAAGCUUGAGACGGUGCAGAAUGAGGUGAAAGAGAACAACGAGGCUUUGAGAGGAGCCCAGGGAGAGCUGAUUGAGAGGCAGCGCUUCCUGCAGACGCUGGAGGUGGAGCUGGACAGUCUGCACAAACAGAUAGGAGCUCUGGAGGGUAACCUGGUAGAGACGAGUCAGAAGUAUUCUGCAGAGAUGGAACGGCUGCAGGUCACCCUGAAUCAGAUGGAGGAUGACCUGUCCCAGCUCAGGCUGGACAUGCAGCGCACCAAGACCGACUAUGAGCAGCUUCUCCGCAUCAAGCAGAACCUGGAAAUGGAGAUUGCUACCUACAGGCGCCUCCUUGAAGGAGAGGAAACUGCCAAAGAAGUCAUUGCUCCGCCAAAAAAGGAGCCAGACGUCCGCACCAGAAAGAUCGUAAAGGUGGUGACGCAGACGAUGGUCAAUGGGAAAGUGAUAGAUGAGUCUAGUGAGGUGGAGCAGAUUGAGGAGACAAAGAAAUAAAAAAAAAGGGAAACAUAAACAUGGUUUAGAUAAUAAGGCAGUGUUUGCAAAAGAAACAAAAAUAGUAGAAGAAAACAUUAUAACCUUGUUAUCAUAUAUUCAAUAGUGCUGUGAUUUUCAGUUUUACAAGAAUGCAUUUUAGAUUUAAACUGAGCAUGCAUUGGCUACAUAUGCUCUUUAGUUUAGGAAAAAGGAUUUCAAACAUUGGCUAUUCAGAGCUACUUUGAUUUCUAACAUUGUAAGAUAACAACAGAUAACUACAUCUAAACUUGUCUUUUAUUUUUACCUUAUGUUAGAUUUAAAUACGUUCUGUUACACUUAGAAAAAUCUGUGGAAUUACAUAUUUAUUUCCUCAUGUGGUGACAUUGACUAAACAAGUGUAAUGCAUGGACUUAGCUCUUUUAUUGAAGUAGCGUUUAUAUUUCUUUUGUGUUUUUUGAUGCUUUGACUCUCACUAAAUAAAGUCUUAUUCCA